Episyrphus balteatus (marmalade hoverfly) is the source of this 2428-nucleotide messenger RNA. RefSeq lists its product as uncharacterized. Gene Ontology annotation, molecular function: DNA binding. The coding region runs from base 1348 to 2298 and encodes 316 amino acids. The transcript has a single exon. NCBI's taxonomy places the organism in Eukaryota, Metazoa, Arthropoda, Insecta, Diptera, Syrphidae. The record is from RefSeq and is a predicted model, not a curated record.
AGCACUACAUCCACUGAACCAUUGCCACCCGCAAUUGAAAUUUGUUUCAUACAAAUUUUAAAUCUAAUCUUAGAACACGGUACUCGUUUAUAUCUCAGUGCUCUUUGAGCCAGACUUAAAUAUUUACGUAUGAAAAUUGGUUAAAAGUUGUCGUCAGAAUUUUAGAGAAUCGUAAGAAAAAAUUAAAAUAUACAUAUACCUAGUACUUAGGUAAAAAGUAGGUAGUAAAGCAAGGUGUCAAGAACUCGAACAAAAUUUUUAUCGCACCCACCUUUUUCUUCACUCAGGCAUGUUUUAACUGAAAAUUACCUCCAAGAACAAUAAUUUAGAUGAAAUUUUUUUUAAAGAAAUCUAGUUUUUAUUAAUUUUUUGUUCCUUUAACUUCUUGUAAAAGAUUGCGUUCUUGAUAAAAAAAAAUUGAAUAUUAGAUUAAUUCGAAAAUUAUCUUUUCUUUUUUUUCCUUACUAGCAUUUUAUUAUGUACAUAUUUUAAUGAAAAAAAAAAUUGUUUUAAUUCCUUAACUUUUUGGUAGGUACUGUAGAAAAACAAAAUGUGUCAAAGUUAGAUUUUUUCAGGGCAAUGCCGCUAUAUUUAAACUUUUAGUUACAAGAAAAUACAAAAAAUAUUUUUCAAAUUUCUAUAACAUUUUUUUUUCUUAUUGUGAAAAUCAUUUCAUAUCAAAUCUUUUGUUGUAUCGUUUUUAAAGCAAACAAAAAGCUGUGAAAAGUUAUGAGUUAAGUCACACCCGUUUGUUAACAUCUCUAUGAAGAAAAUGUCUAUCAAUUUCUUCAAAAAUGUUUAACAAAAAAAGUAUUUCAUUCAUAAAAUAAGACUUUUUCUAAAAAACAAUUCGACAUUGAAAUUUAAAAAAAAUAAAUUUUGCCAACAUUUAAGUCAAUAUGAACCAAUGUACAAGAAUUCCAUAAUUAUUUAUCUACCAUAUUCUUGGAAAUUCACCGUACUACGAACCGAACAAACAAACAAAAAAUUCCCCUCUUUAAUUCGGAUACAUGUUGUGUAUGUGUUACAAUUCCGGAUAAAGAAAAAUACUUAUUCGGAUUUCUUUUGUUCGCCUCUCUACGAUUUCCAGAUAUUUUAGUAUCUAUCAACGCACACACAUGCCGGAUUGUACUUGUCGUUGUAGCUGCGCUGUAAAUUUGUCAACGACACAGCAAGUCGGCAACAAACACAUACACACAAAACGUGGCUCUGGCGUCUGCUUUUCAGCUUGCUCUAAAACGUGACGCAUUUUAGUAUUGAUUUUCUUCUUGAACCGAACAGACAUAGACUCUUACUUCGUAUAUUUCUAUUUAUUUGUUUUUGUAUUCGUUUUUUUCAUGUUUAAAUAUGGAUUCCACAUCCGAACAAAAAACACAAGAACAACAACAACAAAAAACCACACAAAAAAGAAAACAUGUGACUCUCACAAUCAGCAAUAAAUUAAAAGUUAUUGAAAAAAUAGAAAGAGGCGUAUCGGGUCGAUUAAUAGCCGAAAUGUUCGGAAUAUCCAGACAAACAGUUUCGGAUAUAAAAAAGCAUACGCCCAUUAUCAAAGCCUAUGCAGCAGAAUUUGAUGGCGCAAAUAAUACGAAAAACACUUCAAUCUCGAAAAGAAUGAAAUUCAGACGAACCAAAGAUGACCGUUUGGAAUCGGCUCUUUAUGCUUGGUAUAUUAGACAGAGAAGGAACGAUGUUGACGUUCAAAUUUCGGAUCUUAAGACAGCUGCAGAAGAGCUAAAACAACAAUUGGGAAUCACAACAGUGGUUUGCAAUGCGACUUGGUUAGCUCGUUUUAGGUAUCGAAAUAAUAUUCAAGACAGUGAUAUUGGAAUAAUUAGGGAAGAAGACCCUCAAUCUGAAGGUUCGUUUUCUUUGAAUGACAAAGAAGAAGAUCCAAAGAGAAGAGAUGAAAAAGAGGAUUCAGAAAUAAAUGAAGCAUCUGCAAUGGUUCCUUUUGAUUUUAUUAUUAAAGAAGAAGAAGAAACAGAAGAUGUAGAAGAAUGGGAUUAUAUUCCAAGUGAAUCGAAUGAACAAGAACAGGAAGAAUCAACAACAACAACAACAACAACAACGACGACGAUGAACAUGGCAAUACCGAAGGAGAAUUCUGUACUCAAAGCUGCCAGAGAAGGUAUUGAUGCAGUCAUCAACUAUAUAGGGCACACAUCGAAUCGAGAGUUGUGGACUCACUAUGAAAGAUUGAGAGUUGUGCGUGAGCUGAUUAUUGAAGAUCAGAAGAAGAUGCAUGGUAAUUCUUUGGAAGGGGUUGAAGCUCAAUUUAAUUUUCCAAAUACUUGAUUGUUGAUAAAGAAUUGUUGUACUUAAAAAAAAAUAAAAGUUUUUAAAAUGCAAAUAAUGUGUACUACUUUAUUUAAAGUUUUUUUAUGAUGAUUUCGAUAUUUAAGAAUACAUGUUCUUAAAAAUCAUU